CGAGACGAUCGAAAUGAAGGAAUAUAUCCAUCAGUGACUACAGAUACAAGAAGACUGGACAUGCUUUGUUACUGACGAUGAAAUAUACUAAUGCUGAGCUUGAGAUGGGGUAUAAUCUUUGGUAUUGAAGCAAUCUGUUGUUAUCGUUAACUGUUGUUACGUUAGAUUGUUGCAGUGCGAAGUAUUUCACAUUUUUGCACUAGGAUAGAGAAGAGCAUUCGUUCUCGAGGCAGAAAUUCAAGACAACAGAUGGCGCUGAUCUAAAAUUCUUUGACAUGUUGAGUGGUGCGUCAAACAAAUUUGAUCGUGAAAGGUUAUGUUUAGUAAGAACGCAAAAAUUAGAAAAGAUAUUAAAUUUCGAGAAAAAACAGCUCAGGCAAUCAGAAGUGACAUAACAGAUUGACUUAGUGAAUAGAGUAAAUAAUGGGAAAUCGUAUAGCUCGUUCGUUCUACGAGCUUGGUUUUUUAAUCUACUUUCUUUUUUUCACAAAAGUGUUAAGUGAAGCAAGUAAAUCAACAACUGAAAAUAUUAUAAACGUCAUGAAAAAUGAUACAGAACUAUGUACUUUGCCACCAUUUGUGUAUGAAAAUGAUAUUAUAAAGGAUUGUUCUUCUUUAAAUUAUCCUGAUAAAAAUAUAACAAUUAAUAAUCCAAAUACUUUUUUAUGCUUAGCCUUUUAUGAUACAUGGCAUAAAGUUUGUAAUUCUAAUACUUCUCAUCAGAUACCACCUGAUAGUAUUAAAUUUAAACCAUACAUUGAGAAAUUUCUUCCUACAAAAGGUCAUGAAACAAUGUUCUGUGAAAAUAUUAAAAGUGUUACAUUUACAUAUAAAAAAUUAAAACCAUUGUUAUCACCUAUACAUAUUGACAAAUCUAAUGUAUGUGAUUCAACGUGUUUUGAUAUAAAAGAAAAUUUUAAUCCACUUUGCGUAGUAUUAGCAUGGAGUAAAAGUAUUGAUGAAUACGUAAUAAAUGUGAGUAAACCUAAACAGACACAGUUACAACAUUUACCAACGAACAUUGGAGUAUCUCAGUCUAAGAAUCCAAAUUCAGAAUUAAAUAAAACACCAGAAAAAAUAGCAACAAAGGAUGCUGAUAUUCAACAAAAGAAACAAAGUUCAAUGAAACCAUCAUUGCCAAACUCAGUACAUACAUUGCCUCAGAUAAUUGCAAAGGAUAAAUCUUCCAUAAAAUCUGAAUCAGUUGAUAAUAAGAAAAAUGUUUUUGAGAAUCGAGUAUCUGAGAAAUCAGAGAAAUUACCAGAGAAAUCAGAGAAAGCAUCCGAGAAAUCAGCGAAAGCACCUGAGAAAUUAGAGAAAGCACUUGAGGAUCCAGAUAAAACACUUAAGAAUCUAGAUAAAGCAUCUGAGAAUCCAGAUCAAACACCUGAGAAUCCAAAUAAACCACCUGAGAAUGUAGAUAAAAUAUCUGAGAAUGCAGAUAAAACACUUGAAAAUCAAGAUAAAACACCUGAAAUUCCAGAUGAUAUGAAUGACAUUGAAGAAAACAAAAAAGAUAUUACUGAUAUUAAAACAAGUACAAUAUCAGAAAAUACUCAGGAUCAUGAUAACUCUGUUAAUCAAUAUGAUCCAAAUGAUGGACCUUUUCGUCUUCUUGAUACGGCAGUUGAUCAAAAUCAAAACAUACCUGAACCUUCAGAACAAAGGGAUAUUAUAUCUCAUUAUCAUAGUAGAAGAUCAGAUGAAGAAUCUCAUUUUUUCACUUACUUUACACUCGUUUUCCUGAUCUCUAUAGCAGCAUAUAUAGGUUAUCAUAAUAAACAAAAGAUACUAGCUAUUGUAUUGGAAGGACGAAGAUCGCGAAAUAAUCGUGGUAGACGACGACCAAGCACAGCUAAUUAUCGUAAGCUAGAUUGUACAUUAGAAGAGGCAGUUACUUCACAGUGUAACGCGAAUGUCACCCAUGUCAUAUAUUAAUACAUGUAAUAUAUCAGAUACUUUAAAGUAAGUGCAUAAUAGCACUCAUGUAACAUAUUUUAUAUUCAAGUAUACUUUUAUUAUAUAAGUUCGUUUCUAAGAAAUUAAUUGCUUGUUAAUAUUUAGUUGUUACCACGUUAGAAUCCACCGUUAUUAAGUAAAAUAGUAUUUAAUUGCAGUAUGAAAUAACUAAAUAUUUGUAACAUUUGAAUUAAUACCUUGUAAUUUUAUUACUUUGAACUGAAAUUUUAAUAUCAACAAAUGUAUUUUUAA
Molecule: messenger RNA, 2211 nt
Organism: Osmia bicornis bicornis
Lineage: Eukaryota; Metazoa; Arthropoda; Insecta; Hymenoptera; Megachilidae
Product: trans-Golgi network integral membrane protein 1-like
Exons: 4
Coding region: 424-1938 (504 amino acids)
Source: RefSeq, a predicted model, not a curated record